AUGUCUCUUCCAGUAACUCAUCUAUCUAUAGUUGAUUUAGAUGAGAAUGAUCCUUAUUAUAAUUUAUAUAAUGAUGUUCUUUUAGAAUACCAAACCCCACCUACCUUUUUAACAGAAAAUCAAGAUCAAUUAUUGUUUGAUUUAAACUCUUUAUCCCCAUGGCAACCCUCUCUUCCUUUGAUUUCUCUAAAUUAA
This is a messenger RNA of Racocetra fulgida, 195 nucleotides long. The record is from the annotation of a GenBank genome assembly. Lineage: Eukaryota; Fungi; Glomeromycota; Glomeromycetes; Diversisporales; Gigasporaceae.